Heterostelium album PN500 is the source of this 540-nucleotide messenger RNA. RefSeq lists its product as uncharacterized. The transcript is spliced from 2 exons. The coding region runs from base 1 to 540 and encodes 179 amino acids. Gene Ontology annotation, molecular function: RNA binding. The record is from RefSeq and is a predicted model, not a curated record. Gene Ontology annotation, cellular component: cytosol. Lineage: Eukaryota; Evosea; Eumycetozoa; Acytosteliales; Acytosteliaceae.
AUGGGUUACGGAAAGAGUGGUGGUGGUGGUAGAGGUGGUAGAGGUGGUGGUGGUGGUGCCAAUACCAAGCAAUUCGGUCGUCAAUACGAAAAGUCGAAAUCAAACUCCAGAGGACAAGAGCGUGUAGUUCGUUAUGGUGACGAAGAGGAGAUGGAUGACAUCAGACGUAGAAACGAAUCGUCAGACGAAGAGGAAGUCGAGAAGAACUCAUCCGAUGAGUCUGAAGACGAAGUUGAAUCAUCGGAAGAGGAAUCAUCGGAAGAAGAGAAACCAAAGACUACCACCUCAAAUCCAAACAGAGUUAAAACCGUCACCAAGAAACUAGGUGAUAUUAACCUAGGUCAAAAGACUGAACUAACAAGAAGAGAAAAGGAAGAGGUUGCUAAACAACAAGCAGCAGCAAGAGCAGCACAAAAACAACAAAAAGCAGAUAUGGAGAGACUUAUGGUUAUCAGACAACAAAGAGAAGAAGCAGCAAAGAAGAGAGAAGAAGAAAAGAAAGCUUUGGAAGCAAAAGCUGCCGAAAAGAGACGUCAAUAA